Ascoidea rubescens DSM 1968 is the source of this 291-nucleotide messenger RNA. RefSeq lists its product as uncharacterized. NCBI's taxonomy places the organism in Eukaryota, Fungi, Ascomycota, Saccharomycetes, Ascoideales, Ascoideaceae. The record is from RefSeq and is a predicted model, not a curated record. The transcript has 2 exons. The coding region runs from base 1 to 291 and encodes 96 amino acids.
AUGACUAGCUUUGUGAUUAUUCCGCUAAAUUUUGGCCGAGAACAAUUACCUGAGAGACACAACAAUGAGGUUGAAUCAAAUUUAGGCAAUUAUGGUUUGAGUAAUUGGGCGAUUUUUCCAGUGCUAUUGAUAUUUUUGAUUUGCAACAACUUGGGUGUUCUCAUGACUAAUGCUUUGGAAAUAGCUAACCGCGAUGAAGCUGAGCGACCACCAAAUCCUUCAUCACCAAAUUUAUUAGCCAGCUCGCUUGCAUUACCCAACACAAAUUUGCAGAAGCAGUAUGGCGAUUGA